AUUGUAGUUUAGGGAUUUUAGGCCUUCAAGGAGUUAUUCGUUUAUCUUGUUUGUGCAGUAUGGAAGUACUCAUGUGGGGUUUAAGGUCUUGUCACCCUGUCUGCUCGGAUAAGAGAUUAAAAUUAUGAAUACUUGCGAAUUGAGUGUUUAAUAUUUGUUAUCGGAUCUAAGUAGAAAAUGGGUUUCAGCUAGACCUUGUUGGACUUGAUAAUUGAUUUUUAAAAUAUGAAAAUUUGUACUGUAAGCCUGGGUGUGAAAAUUAGCUAUCAUAGGUCAUUUUUUGCUUGGCAGGAGUUCAUGCUGGGUCUUUAUUCUUUUUUUCCGGUACUGAACAUUGAGCUUUGUUGAACUAUGUUAUCUGUAAUAGCUGCAUAUGAAGUAGCCUCAGUUUGUACAAUUGUGACAAAAUGUUUUAGCAUAUGUAGAAGGAUACCUUAUUUGAAUCGCUAGACAGUAUUCUUUUUGUAAUGGUGACAAUGAUAUUUGAGCUAUCACAUAUUCGGUCAGGGCUGCUCUAUAUCUGGUUUAUAGUCAAGCCCGUGAAACUUACCAGACAAGUUGGUUUGGGCAUGGUUUUCUACCUUUUAAUUCUGAACAUUUGGCUGGAGACCCCUGAAAGAGAUAGAUGUUGUUCAAACCAUAGUUUUCACGUCAGGCGUUGGAGGAAGGAAAAAAAAAAUCAAGGCGUCUCCUAGGCGUUCUUCCAGCAAAGAGUGCCUGGACGACUAGUUCUAUGAUCCAGUGUGGAGGCAUUGAUUCUUGAGAUUUUCAACUGAACCAUUGUCAGCAGAACCAACCAUGGUUAGCAUACGAAGGCGCAGACUCCUUGGGUUUUCUACUGGGAUAUGCCCUUAUAUGGUUGAGCUUCCUAAGUCUAGUGACAAUGGAAAUGAUUCUGAAAAUGCUAUCCAGAACACUGGAAUCGCUGAUGUACAUCAAAUGACUUCUGAGGUUGUCAACCAGCCAAAGGAGAUGAAUGUAUCCGUUUCUAGCUCGUCAAAAGAAGAUCAACAUCAACAAUUUGCAGGCCAAGCAAUCAAACGCAGGAAGCGACACCGGAGGAGGAAGCAUUUGGAAAAUCAAGAGCCAUGUAUGAUGAGAGGUGUCUAUUUCAAAAACAUGAAAUGGCAGGCAGCAAUAAAAGUUGACAAGAAACAAAUCCACUUGGGAACUGUUGGUUCACAAGAGGAAGCUGCACGUUUGUAUGACCGGGCAGCAUUUAUGUGCGGGAGAGAACCCAACUUUGAGAUACCAGAGGAAGAGAGGCAAGAGCUAAGGCAAUUCAAUUGGGAUGAGUUCUUGACUUAUACUCGCAGUGCAAUUACUAGUAAAAAAAACCAGAGAAGGGUUGGCCCAGUGCCUGUGAAGAAGUCCGAAAUUCCAGUGAAGAAUGAAGAUUCAGAUGGUGAGCAAGGAGCUGGGGGGUUUUCGGCUUCUGAGGAUAUGGAACAAGACACAUCAGUGUCUUGAUUAUAGCGAUGUUAGGGGAGCUCAUGGAAGGUUCCAUAAACCAGUCUUUAGCAAUUGGGUUUUAGUCAUUUGGCUCCUCAUUCUUUGUAUAUAAAGGCCCCUAUUAGGGCAGCUUAUAGUUUACUUCAUAUCUCUAGCAGAUCUCAAUACCUUGAUUGAAAUAAACAUUUAUGAUUUCUUGCAUCA
Macadamia integrifolia is the source of this 1656-nucleotide messenger RNA. Its product is annotated as ethylene-responsive transcription factor-like protein At4g13040. The record is from RefSeq and is a predicted model, not a curated record. NCBI's taxonomy places the organism in Eukaryota, Viridiplantae, Streptophyta, Magnoliopsida, Proteales, Proteaceae. Gene Ontology annotation, molecular function: DNA-binding transcription factor activity; DNA binding. Gene Ontology annotation, biological process: regulation of DNA-templated transcription. The transcript has 7 exons. The coding region runs from base 799 to 1470 and encodes 223 amino acids.